Molecule: messenger RNA, 2177 nt
Organism: Callorhinchus milii (elephant shark)
Lineage: Eukaryota; Metazoa; Chordata; Chondrichthyes; Chimaeriformes; Callorhinchidae
Product: keratin, type II cytoskeletal 8-like
Exons: 9
Coding region: 206-1519 (437 amino acids)
Cellular component (GO): keratin filament
Source: RefSeq, a predicted model, not a curated record
GACACCUUCUGCUUCUAACUCUCCUCUCGCCUGUCGCUCCUCGAGCAAAAAACCCAGAUUGCAGGAUGUCGACGAGGAAAGCUACACGACCACCAAGAUCACCAGCAGUGGCUCCAGCUACGGUGGUGGUGGUAGCUACGGUGGUAGUAGUAGCUCCAACUACGGUGGUGGUCUGAAUAUCGGCAGCGUGGCGUUGGGCGGUGGUAUGAGGAGAUCCUCAGCAAGAGUAGUGAGCGGAGGGAGACGCGCGAUGUCCAUGAGUGGCAGUAUGCCGAGAUCCCGAAUGUCCUAUUCCUCCUCCAUGGCUGGUGGCGGUGGUGGCAGGAUGAUGGGAAUGUAUGGAAGCAGUGCGGGAGGUAAUUUCGCAGGUGGUUAUGGAGGUUUGGGAGGCAGCUUCGGAACUGGCAUCGGAAUUGGGUCAUCUGUCAACCUGGAUCUCAAUGCCACCGUCGCCCCAGUGGACCCCGCUCUCCAAGCCCAAAGGCAGCAGGAGAAGAACCAGAUCCUCGGGCUGAACAACCGCUUCGCCAGCUUCAUCGAUAAGGUCCGUAUGCUGGAACAGACCAAUAAAAUGCUGGAGACCAAGUUGGAAUUCCUCCAGAACCAGGGCACCUAUGCCUCCAACAUCGACUCCAUGUUCCAGGCUUACAUUGAGAACCUCAAGAGGCAGCUGGAAACUCUGGGACAGGAGAAGGUGAACCUAGAGGGCAGUCUCCUGCAGAUGCAAGCUUUGGUUGAGGAUUUCAAGAACAAGUAUGAAGAUGAAAUCAACAAGCGUACCGAGGUGGAAAACGAGUUUGUCCUGAUCAAGAAGGAUGUCGACGAGUCUUACAUGAACAAGGUGGAGCUGGAAGCUAAACUGGAAGGUCUCACCGAUGAGAUCAACUUCCUGCGAAACAUCUUUGAUGAGGAAAUCCGUGAGCUGCAGGCUCAGAUCCAGGAUACAUCUGUUACCGUGGAAAUAGACAACAACCGCAACCUGGAUGUUGACCAGAUUAUCGCCGAGGUCAAGGCCGAGUAUGACCGUCAAGCACAACGAUCCAAACAGCAGUGCGAGGAGUGGAGAAACGCCAAGAUGGUGGAACUGUCCUCAAGCUCCGGACAAUUCGGUGAUGAUCUUCGCUCAACAAAGACUGAGAUCACCGACCUGACCAGGAUGAUCCAGAGACUGACUUCUGAUAUCGAGGCGCUUAGAGCGCAGCGUGCCAAGCUGGAGGCUGAGAUUACAGAAGCCGAGGAGCGCGGUGAGAUAAGUCUCCGUGACGUCAAGGUGCGGAUCACAGAGCUGGAGGCCGCUAUUGUCAAGGCCAAGCAGGACAUGGCUCGCCAAUUGCGUGAAUACCAGGAACUGAUGAACGUCAAGUUGGCUCUGGACAUCGAAAUUGCCACCUACAGGAAACUCCUGGAGGGAGAGGAAACAGGCUUAUCACCGGCAUCCAGACCCUCAACAUCCACACAUCCCAAGGAAUGGGCCAACAACAGUCGCAAUUUAGUUCAAUGGCUGGCGGCUCCAGUUUAGGAGGACUAGGAGGAGGAAGUUUAGCUUUCAUGUCCGGUGGCGGCGGCGGCGGCGGCGGCAGUGGUUUGAGCAGCGGUGGAUACAGCGUUCAAUACGGUAGCAGUGGUAGUAUUGGUGGCUUGGAAAGCUCCCGAGGCACACAGGGGAGUUUGCUCAUUAAAACCACCGACGUCAAAACAACCACUUAUUAAGCGGUUGCUUUAAGGGCUCUGUCGUGCGACGAUCUGUUACGCUGGUGUUGAUUCUCGGAAAGCUCACUGAAGGGUCUGUCUGAGUGAGACUUUCGUCUCCUGGUUCUGAGUAACAAUGAAUGUCCAUGUCUCAUGUUCAGCAGUGGGUCAGAUUAAAGGGUGUGCAGGAGUUCUCAUUGGGGAUUGAUUCAUUCACGUGAAUCAUCUGAUAUCUCCUUGCUGGUGUUGAGUGUUGGGUCGAUCUGAAAUGGAAAGGUUGGAAAGUUCGGGGCACUGCAAAGACAUGUUCUGGGUGUGAUGGGCAAGCUUUAGAAUCUCUCUAUUUGCUGUUUCCUCUUCAACGACGGUGGGACAUUUGCCGCUGUUGUUUGGUGUUCUUGAUUCUGUGUCCUUUGUAACGGGUGCGGGCGGAGAGAAAACUUUCUUCACAUUUCAUCUUGCAAUCAAUAAACUUUCAUUCGCUCGAA